AUGAUCCUCAGUGUGCUUAGCUGGCGGCUAAACCCGACACCGCAGACGUUCAGGGGACUCCCCCCAUACCAUGUUCCAACAGAGCUUCAGAGCCAAACCGCGCAUUCUUCUAUCAUCGACUGGGUAACUAUUGCUCCCUUACGGGACCGCCUGAUCGAACUAUACAAUUUUAGCCCCGAACUUGACACCAUUUUCAUUGACCUAAUGAACUAUACCGUGGUUCAAGUGGAGGAUCUCUCGGCCAUAUUCACUGGCGGGGCUUUCCGCAAAGCCGUUCAGCCACAUACCGCGGUGUUGGGGAUUAAGUCAAUACCAGAAUUCUCUGACAGCAUUGAACUUGGACUACUACAGGCUCAUAAACUGGCCUUACCAGCCCUUGACAAAACCUGCACCGCCACUGGUGAUCUCAUUGGUGAUUGGCAGCCCCUAUCACCGACGGAGUUGUUCUGUUCUGCAGCAAUGUCUCAGAAGAUCUAUUAUCAGUUGGAGUUGUACCGGUCGGAUAAAUGCUGGCGUCUUGACCCGACCUUUUUUGACAAGUACCCGGAGUUGAGAUGGGAUGGAUAUCUAGAUGUCGUUGCCUCGGGAACUCGGUUCAGAGUCGAUGCUCAAGGCUCUCAUGGAUUUGGUAACCAGCCUUGCCGUCUCACACUAAGUGAUUACCAAGAGGUCUUUCUUAGUGUUCAAGCAGCUUGGUAG
Molecule: messenger RNA, 699 nt
Organism: Penicillium arizonense
Lineage: Eukaryota; Fungi; Ascomycota; Eurotiomycetes; Eurotiales; Aspergillaceae
Exons: 2
Coding region: 1-699 (232 amino acids)
Source: RefSeq, a predicted model, not a curated record